Messenger RNA from Hibiscus syriacus, 2272 nucleotides. Its product is annotated as pentatricopeptide repeat-containing protein At2g03880, mitochondrial. Gene Ontology annotation, molecular function: zinc ion binding; protein binding; RNA binding. The transcript has a single exon. Gene Ontology annotation, biological process: RNA modification. Bases 107 to 2035 code for a protein of 642 amino acids. The record is from RefSeq and is a predicted model, not a curated record. NCBI's taxonomy places the organism in Eukaryota, Viridiplantae, Streptophyta, Magnoliopsida, Malvales, Malvaceae.
GGGGAAAAGAAAGACAUGGCGAAACCAAAGGAAUUUCAACUUCAAUAUUAACCAUCGAAAUACUUGAAGAAAGAAAAAGGGGAAACUGCUAAGAACGAAGGAAGCAAUGAAAACGGUAUCAGCUAAGCUAAAACACGUUAGAACUUCACUUUCUUCAUUAUCACGUCCUUAUUCUCCAACUCCUCUAGCCUUCCAUGCUAAACCCAGAAACCCAUCUUCAUCGUCUCUUCUAAACGAAUUCGUAAACUUCUGUUACCAAAGGGACCUUCCAAGGGCAUUGAAAGCCAUGGCCGCCAUGGAAAGGCACGGCAUUUAUGCUGACUCGAUCACCUACUCCGAAUUGAUCAAGUGCUGCUUAGCUCGCAACGCUGUAGAACAAGGGAGACUCGUUCACAAGCACGUUUCCUCAAUUGGGUACCAACCGAAAACGUUUAUUCUCAACAUUUUGAUUAGUAUGUAUGUGAAGUUUAAGUUGUUACAUGAAGCGCGGGCUGUGUUCGACGAAAUGCCUGAGAGAAAUGUUGUUUCUUGGACGACGAUGAUAUCUGCUUAUGCUAAUGCCGGGAUAAGUGAAAAGGCGUUGGAGUUCUUUGUUUUAAUGCUUAGAGAAGGCGUGUUGCCUAAUAUGUUUACUUUCUCUUCGGUUUUGAGAGCCUGUAAUGGGAUAUACAAUCUUAGGCAGAUUCAUUGUGGUAUAAUAAAGGUGGGGUUAGAAUCUGAUGUUUUUGUUAGGAGUGCUCUUAUUGAUGUUUAUUCGAAAUUGGAUGAGUUAAGAGAUGCGAUUUGCGUUUUCAAUGAAAUGGAAACUAAGGACCUGGUUGUUUGGAAUUCGAUUAUCGGAGGGUUGGCGCAGAAUAGCGAUGGCGAUGAAGCUUUGAAUCAGUUCAAGAGGAUGAAAAGAGCCGGAUUUACGGCCGAUCAAGCGACAUUAACGAGUGUUCUGAGAGCCUGUACCAGUUUAGCUCUUUUAGAAGUAGGGAGGCAAGUCCAUGUUCAUGUGUUGAAGUUUGAUGUGGAUUUGAUUCUCAACAAUGCACUUUUGGAUAUGUAUUGCAAGAGUGGUAGUCUGGAGGAUGCCGAGUCGCUUUUCAAGCGAAUGGUUCAUAAGGAUGUGAUUUCAUGGAGUACGAUGAUUGCAGGGUUAGCUCAAAAUGGUUUUAGCCAAGAAGCAUUGAAGCUCUUUGAUUUAAUGAAAGCUUCAGGUAUGAAACCGAAUUAUAUCACUAUGGUUGGGGUUCUUUUUGCUUGUAGCCAUGCCGGUCUUGUGGAUGAUGGGAUGUUUUAUUUCCGAUCGAUGAAGAGACUUUACGGGAUUGAUCCCGGAAGGGAACACUAUGGUUGUAUUAUUGAUCUUCUUGGAAGGGCUGGUAAACUUGACGAAGCAGUGAAUUUGGUUCGGGAAAUGGAAUGUGAACCAGAUGCUGUGACAUGGAGAACCUUGCUUGGUGCAUGCAGGGUUCAUCGAAAUGUGGAUCUGGCAAUAUAUGCAGCUAAACAAGUUCUAAAACUCGAUCCUGAAGAUGCAGGGACGUAUGUAUUGUUGUCCAAUAUAUAUGCGAAUUCUCAGAGAUGGGAAGAUGUCACUGAAAUUAGGAGGCAAAUGAGAGAAAAGGGCAUUACAAAGGAUCCUGGCUGCAGUUGGAUUGAAGUGGACAAGCAAAUUCAUGCUUUUAUUUUAGGGGAUACUGCACAUCCAAAGAUCAACAAAAUCAACAGGCGGCUGAAUGAGUUGAUUCACAAGUUAGUAGGAAUCGGUUAUGUUCCAGAUACGAACUUCGUUCUGCAAGAUCUGGAGGGGGAACAAAGAGAUGACUCGCUUUGGUAUCAUAGUGAGAAGUUGGCAAUUGUAUUUGGUUUAAUGAGUUUUUCCAGUGGAAGUGCUAUUAGGAUUAGGAAAAACCUUAGGAUCUGUGGAGAUUGUCAUACCUUCUCAAAGCUUGUUGCAAAGAUGGAGUGUCGACUUAUUGUCAUUAGAGAUCCUGUUCGUUACCACCAUUUCCAGAACGGAGUAUGUUCUUGUGGCGACUAUUGGUAGCAAAGUGAACAGAUGGAUUUUUGACUUAUUGUCAUUAGAGAUCCUAUUCGUUACCACCUUUUCAAGAAUGGAGUAAGUUCUUGUGGCAACUAUCGGUACCAAGUGAUGCCGUAAGGUGACGAGUUCAAAUUUCAUUCAAAGUACAAAUGCAGGUACAAGUUUCCUUUGGAGGAAGACUUGGUCUAACUAUAAGGUUGGUUCAAUGGUAUAGGCUUGGAUGAAAAAGGAAAUCAAAGG